Molecule: messenger RNA, 273 nt
Organism: Adineta steineri
Lineage: Eukaryota; Metazoa; Rotifera; Eurotatoria; Adinetida; Adinetidae
Source: the annotation of a GenBank genome assembly
AUGAAGUUGUCGAUUCGAAAUAUACAAACAGUUGCCCACGGCCAAUAUUGUCAUAAUAGACGAACGGCACAACCGAGUGUUGUUCAGUAUUCUAUGUUAGAUGCUUCAUGCCCAACUGGCAAUUAUACAAAAAUAUCGUCUUUCGCUAGGCUUAAACGCUCUACGUCAUCAAGAUACAAAAAAUAUCGAAAAGAUUUAGCUCCCAUACAUCCCCUUCAAAAACCUUAUACCCUCAUACAUUUAUCAAAUAAUUCUAUACAACCAUUGCUAUGA